Messenger RNA from Pecten maximus, 2197 nucleotides. RefSeq lists its product as uncharacterized. Gene Ontology annotation, molecular function: RNA binding. The annotation marks the transcript as partial. The record is from RefSeq and is a predicted model, not a curated record. Lineage: Eukaryota; Metazoa; Mollusca; Bivalvia; Pectinida; Pectinidae. The transcript is spliced from 10 exons.
AUGGAGAUAUUCAAGUACUACGAACAGUACAAAAGCUUCGGAUAUGGUAAAACUGAUGAAGAUGACCCCCCACACAGCAUCCUUGAGGCAAGGAUCCCAACACAGUUGACAUCGAUUCAAAUGCAGGUUCUGCCUUUCUCUGUAUGCAAGUGGAGAGUUUAUGCUCUGGCAGAAUUAGUUACAAGUGAUAUGGUCUUGCAAGAUCCAAAAUAUCAGGAGUUGCAACAUAAAAACUGCACCAAGGAAUGGGUUACCAAGGAUGCACAUCAUUACCUCUACAUCAGGAUGUUGUCAGAUUCAGAUGAUAAAAUUACCAAAGGAACCAAGGAAGUAUUGAAAAUCACUUCAGAAGAAAGAAUUACAUCGCUGGGAUUUGUUGUGAAAACCUUGCAAAAUCCUGAUUCAAAAAAAAAACUUACGUGCAAAGAACAAGCAAAAAUGAUCAAAAAAGCAGUUUUGGAUGUGAAAGAAGACAAGAAUUACUUGCAGGAAAUUAAAAUACUUCUUACAUCAACAGAGGACUUUGGCAUAUUACUAGCACAUAAGGAAUCAAAGAAAAAAGUGCAGGGACCCAACAAAUUGCCAAAAUUUUAUGACAAUAUUCGUGGUAAAAAGAUGUGCCCAUGGAAGAUAGUCAGAUACACGAGGCAGUCAGAUUUGGGGUUUAAAGUCACAGUGGUAGCACAAAAGGAAGACGUGGCAGAUGUUAUGAAAAAGAUCCUUUCAGAGAGUAAACUAACAUUGACUGGGCACAUCAGAGCACAGGGAGCGUCUGGAGGCUUCCAUGGUAACCAAUUUCUUACUGGGCCCCAUGAAGAGAAUACAACGCAGGGUGCCACUGGAGGCCACCAUGGUAACCAAACUGAUUCUAGGCACCUUGGGGAGAGUACAACACAGGGUGCCACUGGAGGCCACCAUGGUAACCAAACUGAUUCUAGGCACCUUGGGAAGAGUACAACACAGGGUACCACUGGAGGCCACCAUGGUAACCAAACUGAUUCUAGGCACCUUGGGAAGAGUACAACACAGGGUGCCACUGGAGGCCACCAUGGUAACCAAACUGAUUCUAGGCACCUUGGGAAGAGUACAACACAGGGUGCCACUGGAGGCCACCAUGGUAACCAAACUGAUUCUAGGCACCUUGGGAAGAGUACAACACAGGGUGCCACUGGAGGCUACCAUGGUAACCAAACUGAUUCUAGGCACCUUGGGAAGAGUACAACACAGGGUGCCACUGGAGGCUACCAUGGUAACCAAACUGAUUCUAGGCACCUUGGGAAGAGUACAGCACAGGGUGCCACUGGAGGCCACCAUGGUAACCAAACCAAUUCUUGGUUCUUAACCUCUGGACAAAUGAGUGUAAAUAAGAACAAAACUCUGCAUAUCCAGGACACACAAACUCCAGAUCCAUUGCAGCUCGAUCAGCAACAAAAGAGCAAAUAUUCUCAUGUUGAUGACAUGGAUAUAUUCAAGUACUACGAGCAGUACACAAGCCUAGGAUACGGUAAAACUGAUGGGGGAGAUAACUCUGGGAAACAGACAAAGAGCUGUACCAUAGAAGUACACGGGCUAGACAAGCAAACAUCCGAUGACACGGUUGAACUCUACUUUGAAAGCAAAAGAGCAGCAGGUCAGCCUGUUGACAUUGAACAAUUUGAUACUUCAAAACGAAAGAAUGAUGGAGUCGUCUUCAUUACGUACAAAACUGCAGAAGUCGCACAACUUGUUCUUGAGAGACAACACACACUGGAAAAAUCCCCUUUGACUGUGAGGCUCUUUACGGGAUUAGAACCUGGACCUUCUCAGUUUUACCAGAAAAAGAUUUUCUUCAAGAACAUGAGCCAGACCACAACAAGAAAAGGGCUCAAGAGUUUUCUGAGGUCAAAGAUUCAGGUGUCACCAACAGAAUUUCUAUUUGGAAAAGAAGACGGCACAGUCUUGGUUACAUUUGAUGUCGCCCCAGAUUUUGAAAAAGUGGAGCAAGCUUGUCAGAAGUCCUCGUUGGAUAAAUGUUUUCUGGAGGUUAAAAGAGUUCCAGUCUCUCCGAGUAUCCUGGUCAGUGGUGUUAGUGAAAAGACAACCUUGUCUACGCUGGAAUUUUACUUUGAAAAUACCCGUAGAAGUGGAGGUGGUGAUGUCACUGAUGUCAAAGAAAUAUCCAAUCGAACGUUUGUCAUCUCGUUUGAGGAUUACACAG